AUGGCGGACUGUACUCAUCAUGAAUACUCAUUUACAUCGUGUCCGCCAGCUUCUUUAAAUGGAGACAUCUGUUUUAUUCAAAUUGAAGGUCAUCGGCAUUGCAGGAAAUUAGCUCUCGCGAGUGCGGCUCCUUUAGAGCAUCUGCAGCACGAAGAAGCGAUUGUGGCAUGUCUUGGUUCAUUUUUGUUCGCCAUUAUAUAUGAAGCAUUGGAAGCUUUAAGACAUAAUUUACUUCUACGCGCAGCGUGUAACAAUCGAUGUCCUUUACCAUAUAAUUCAACAAUGCAUACUCAUAAUUCAUUUGGUGGUAGUACAGCAUGUCCCGGUUGUUCAAUUCCAUCGGAUAACAAUUCGAACAAGGUUUAUCUGAAUCCACCUGAUGCAAAUGAUGAGAUACACGUGAAUGUUGCACCGGAUUCCUACGUCCAGAGACUUCGUUCCUUUUGUUCAGGAUAUCAUCUCGUUCAAACAUUUCUACAUAUGCUGCAUACAUUUAUGGGUUAUAUGCUAAUGUUAAUCGUGAUGACAUACAAUGUCUACUUGUUAUUGGCUGUUAUAUUCGGUUUCACAUUGGGCUAUUUUUUGUUUGCACAAAAUCGAGCUUUACUCCUUAGAUCGCAUAGUUGUUGUCAUUAA
Molecule: messenger RNA, 636 nt
Organism: Trichobilharzia regenti
Lineage: Eukaryota; Metazoa; Platyhelminthes; Trematoda; Strigeidida; Schistosomatidae
Source: the annotation of a GenBank genome assembly